GUGCGCAAAAGACAGGCGGAGCGAGAGGUUCAGCAGCGGCGGCGGAGAGGCGCAACGAUGGUGAAGUUUCUAAAGCCAAACAAGGCGGUGAUCAUUCUACAGGGGCGCUACGCCGGUAGGAAGGCGGUGAUCAUACGCGCCUUCGAUGAAGGAAGCCGUGAACGCCCCUACGGCCACUGCCUCGUGGCGGGCAUUGCCAAGUACCCGUCGAAGGUCAUCCGCAAGGAUUCUGAAAAGAAGCGGGCGAAGAAGUCGCGAGUUAAGGUGUUCGUGAAGCUCGUCAAUUACAACCACAUCAUGCCUACUCGUUAUACACUCGAUGUGGAUCUCAAGGAUAUCAUCACCCUAGACUGUCUCCAAUCUCGGGACAAGAAGGUCACUGCUGCCAAGGAGGCCAAGGCACGGUUUGAGGAGAGGUUUAAGAGUGGGAAAAACCGUUGGUUCUUCACCAAGCUCAGGUUCUAAGCUCCGGUUAUGGUAAUCCUGUGUUCGAGUGUUUUACUAUGAUUUGAUAUUCACAGGAGAUACUGUUCCUUUUUAAUUUGUGGGAAAUCAGACAUUUUCACUGCUAGUAUUGAGUCAGCUUUUUGUUUUAAUUUUGAACUCAUUUCCCGUUAUUUAUCAGCAACAUUUCAAUAUCUAUUAAUGUGCAUGUCUGAAAGUGAUGAUGUUUUUUUUUUCAUAUUUUUUGCUUCAUGUAGUUUUUCACUUUUACGAUGCAUAAGUCUUAUAGUCUUGUUAUAC
Cuscuta epithymum is the source of this 744-nucleotide messenger RNA. NCBI's taxonomy places the organism in Eukaryota, Viridiplantae, Streptophyta, Magnoliopsida, Solanales, Convolvulaceae. The record is from the annotation of a GenBank genome assembly.